AUGUUGUUUAAGGUGCGUGCCAGAGUCGAAUUUACGAACAUAAAAUGUGAAGCCGUAGAUCCGGCCUACAACUCAAUACGAUACUGCUACAUUCGGGCAGUGAAUCGCACAUACAAGUAUUUAUCGGCGGCCAAUCAUUUCCUCUCGAAGGAGCCAAAAAAUAAUAUAUCAGUUGGUGUUGCUGCACUGAAACGCGCCAACGGUUAUAAGCCCUUCCUCUACAAUGUCACAGUGGAUGGUUGCAAAUUUCUUCGCACCGGUGGCAAUAAUCUCCUUCGUUUUUUACAUGCUCUCUUCCACAAGUACUCCAAUAUUAAUCACACUUGUCCUUACACCCAUGACAUUGAGGUAAACAUGUUGCCGGUAAGUCACAUCGAUAAUUUAAUGACAAAUGUGCUACCAUUCCCGAGGGGUGACUACCAACUCGUCACAUCAUGGUACACCUACAAUGCUUUGCGGGCCGUGGUUAGGGUAUUUGUAACAUUGUCUUAG
Messenger RNA from Bactrocera latifrons, 492 nucleotides. RefSeq lists its product as uncharacterized. Lineage: Eukaryota; Metazoa; Arthropoda; Insecta; Diptera; Tephritidae. The record is from RefSeq and is a predicted model, not a curated record. Bases 1 to 492 code for a protein of 163 amino acids. The transcript has 3 exons.